AUGAAAAACCUCCUGUCCGGCUGCGAUGGAAAGGAUAGUUCUACAACACUAUCAUCCUCUUCGGAGGACGCGUUCACCAGUUUUGAAUACACAGCCAGUUUACUCGAAUCGGCCACGGAUACCCUGUGUCAAAACUAUUGCAUGAAUGUCCUCCGUGGUUGUUUGGCUCCACCGUUACUGUAUCUCCCAGCGCAAGCCUUAAACGCAGACCCGUCGUUCAAAAUUGCCUCAAACUUUGUUCCAUCACCGACCAAUGUGUGGCAAUGGUUACUCAGCAGCUCACCAGAUCGACCCGGUUUGAGUUACAUUGAACACACUCUGGACGCGAUAUGGACAUCACUAAACGCCACCAAACUGGUCGAAUUGAUUCAGCAAGGUCUGCAACUGGCCCGAGUGGACGGCCAAAUACGGAAAGCUAAUGGAGAUAUGAUAGCCGAAGGAAUGGUUUUGCUACAGCAGAACUACUACUAUAUUUAUUUCUCCUCGACUUGUGUACCAAAUUUCGAGGAGAUCUGUUUGGUUUCCGAUUCAUGGUGA
Molecule: messenger RNA, 537 nt
Organism: Echinostoma caproni
Lineage: Eukaryota; Metazoa; Platyhelminthes; Trematoda; Plagiorchiida; Echinostomatidae
Source: the annotation of a GenBank genome assembly